Messenger RNA from Syzygium oleosum, 1536 nucleotides. RefSeq names its product probable methylenetetrahydrofolate reductase (NADH). Gene Ontology annotation, biological process: tetrahydrofolate interconversion. Gene Ontology annotation, molecular function: methylenetetrahydrofolate reductase [NAD(P)H] activity; FAD binding. NCBI's taxonomy places the organism in Eukaryota, Viridiplantae, Streptophyta, Magnoliopsida, Myrtales, Myrtaceae. The transcript is spliced from 6 exons. Gene Ontology annotation, cellular component: cytosol. Bases 159 to 1235 code for a protein of 358 amino acids. The record is from RefSeq and is a predicted model, not a curated record.
UGCACCAUGUGCCUGUGCAUUUUUGAGCAGUAUAAGAAUGCAUAGGACAUUGCUCCCAUCGUUCACAUUCCUCCAUCUCUCCGUCUCCCUCUCCGGCUCUCCCCGUGUCGGUGGCGCGUGAUCUUCACGUCCAUUACUCGCAUUGAGGGUGGGGGAAGAUGAAGGUGAUAGAGAAGAUCAGCGAGGCCUUCGCGGAGCGCGGCGGAGGCGGCGGCGGGGCCGAUGCCGACGGCGGCGAGCGAAAGAAGGGGGAGGUGGUGUUCUCGUUCGAGUUCUUCACGCCGAGGAAGAAGGCCGAGGUCGACGGCCUGCUGGGCAUCAUCGGCCGCCUGGUGGCCCACGGGCCGGCUUUCUGCGACCUCACGUGGCGGUCCGGCAGCUUGGCCACCGACGACCUCACCCUGGACGUGGUGGGGAAGAUGCAGAACGUGGUCCGCGUGGAGACCAUGAUGCACCUCACCUGCACCAACAUGCCCGUCCCGAGGAUCGACCGCGCGCUCGAGAGGAUCAAGUCCGACGGCAUCCAGAACGUGCUGGCCCUCCGCGGCGACCCGCCGACCGGCCAGGACAAGUUCGUCCCGGUCCCGGACGGCUUCGCCAGUGGGCUGGACUUGGUGAAACACAUCAGAGCCAAAUAUGGGGAUUACUUUGGCAUUACUGUUGCUGGCUAUCCAGAGGGCCAUCCUGAUGUCAUAGGAAGCAAUGGCGUGGCCUCUGAUGAGGCUUACCAGAAUGAGCUCGCCUACUUGAAGCGAAAGGUGGAUGCUGGAGCGGACCUCAUAAUCACUCAACUGUUUUUCGACACCGAUAUUUUCCUCAAGUUUGUGAACGACUGUCGCCAAGUCGGAAUAACUUGUCCCAUUGUUCCCGGCAUCAUGCCGAUUGCCACCUAUAAGGGCUUUGUGCGCAUGACCAGUAUAUGCAAGACAAAGGUACCAGCUGAAGUCGCCGCUGCUUUGGAACCGAUAAAGCAUAAUGAUGAAGCUGUUAGGAACUAUGGAAUUCACCUUGGAACAGAAAUGUGCAGGAAGAUUUUGGCUAGUGGAAUCAAGGGUCUACAUCUUUACACCUUCAACAAGGAAGUGUCGGCUUUGGCGAUACUAAUGAAUCUUGGCUUGAUUGAAGAGGUCAGAGUUUCAAGGUCUCUUCCCCAGAGACAUCCUGCAAGAGUCCUUCCUAUUGAGGAAGAUCGACACCCGAAUUCUAGUACUAUGGAGGCCGAAAAACAGUUUUAGCAUCAGUCCAUUGGUAGACAGGGUGUGGUUCUUCGAUGCAACUAAUUAUUGGCGUCUCAUUAUAGGGCAAAUUGUCCAAAGUGCUAACAUUUCAAGGACCACAGUAUGGGACCAAUGCCCUCUCAAAUCGGGUGAUCAAGGAGCAACUAGGACUGGAGAGGGUCUCGUUCCAAUUCAGGUCAUUGUAUCAUUAAUGUACUUAAAAAGAAAUAUCAAGUUAUAGAGGAAGUUUACAUUCAUUUACGAGUAGAGAUAUGUAUAUUUCAUGUGAUGAUUAACCUAAUGUGGAAAACUUUCCCAA